AUGCCUCCAACGAGGGAAGCGACGUCCGAGGACGCCGACAUCGCCGGCACCAACCGAAGUGGAUGCGGUGCUUUCGCGCGGAGUUCACCCAAACCCAAGUCGUUGAAGCCUGUCCACGAAGGCGAAGGAAAAGGCAUGCAUGCAUUCCAGCCCGCCGCCACCACACGAAGCCAAACCUGCGACGGUGCUUCACGCGAGUCGUGCCCUCGCCGCCCGCACGGCCGGGCAGAGCAGCGAGAAACCUCCACGUCCCGGAGCCGCCGCUCCGGCCUCCAAGCGCAGCAGCGAGAGCGAGACACCUCAAGUCGACUCGUCGCUCGCCUCGGGGAGCCAGCCAGCACCCCGACCACCAGAGAAGCGGCGCCGCCGCGUCGCCUUCCAUCCACCAAGGCACACCUCUACCAUGGCCGGCAGGUGGCACAACCGCCGGGACGCCGCAAAACUGGGGCCACCACUACGCGACCGCCGCGCCGAGGCACCCACCAGCUCCAUGGACCUCCACGCAACCACUGCGUCGAGGCACCGCCGGCCGCCAACCACCCACGCGCAGUCCGGACGCCGCAGACGGCGAGGCGACGACGCGCACCCGGGCCGCCGCCCGCAUCCCCAACUCCGGCGAGAGCAUGCCAGCGACCGGGCACCCCCUCCACCUCCACCCGACACGAGCAGCAGCGCAGCCCCGUCCGGGCCCGCGAAGGCCCGAAGCGGCCCGGCCUGGGCAAACCGGCGCGCCUCCAGCCGCCGCCGCACCCGCAGACGACGCCCACCGCCGCACGCAGCUUCGCCCGCCGCCGCCGCGCCACCGUGGCCGCCGGGCGGCCCCCAACAACCGCCAGCAGCGGCCCGCCCCGCCGCCAAAAGCUCGCUGCGCGCGCAAGGGAGCGCCGCGAGACCGCCUUCCCGGGGCCGCCGCCCGCCGUCCGCGCCGGAUCCGGCCGCGCCGACCCCGGCCAGCCCCGCAGCCUCCCGCCGCCGAGGACCGGAAGACGCCGCCGCCGAGCCGAGCGCUCGCCCCCGCGCCGCGACGCGAGAGCGAGCUCCCCGCCGCCGCCCACAGCCGCACGAGCUUUGCCCGCCGGAGCGCUCCGGCGGCGGCGAAGGGGAGGGGAGGCGGAGGGGGAGGGGGCGAGCCUGGCGGCUAGGGUUUCGCCACCCGAGUCGCCCGAGCGGGACGACGCGGGGGCUCUCCAAAACUUUCUGCUAAGUCGAAUACACUGA
Molecule: messenger RNA, 1218 nt
Organism: Lolium perenne
Lineage: Eukaryota; Viridiplantae; Streptophyta; Magnoliopsida; Poales; Poaceae
Source: RefSeq, a predicted model, not a curated record